Messenger RNA from Camellia sinensis, 2103 nucleotides. Lineage: Eukaryota; Viridiplantae; Streptophyta; Magnoliopsida; Ericales; Theaceae. The record is from RefSeq and is a predicted model, not a curated record.
CAACUACUCCCAAAGAUACCCCGGGUGAGGAUAGCUCCACGACUUCUCCUCCCUUGAACGCGUAAACGGUUCGGUACUGAAACACAGCAUUUGUAUGUAUAUCUAUGUCUAUACAUACAUAUAACUAUAUCUAUCGUUCAUAAACGGAGAGAGAGGGAGAGAGAGAGAGAAGCCCUAGAAAAACCUUCCCUUUUUCUUUCCCCAUUUCUUGGAGAUUGAAGCUUCCGAUUCGACUGAGAUUGAACGUCAUGGACGCCACAGCAAGCUCUCGUGUUCUUCCCAAUUUGAACCCACCCGGUUUGACUCUCCGCAAUCCCAAUCACAGGUCUUCAUUGCAAUGCGAUCAAACUAGAACUUUCAUGUCGACUUCCUACCGUGCAUCUCAAGGAUCUGGUCAAGCAUACUUGGUUUCCUGUUCAAACUCAACUGAUAAACAAAGUGGCAUUAUUUUGGAAUCAUAUCAUUGUGGUCCUGUUCAGAAGAGAAACCUAAGUGGGCAAACAUUUUGUUCUCUGGGAGGAUUGACAUAUCCUGGAACUGGAAGUGCUAUUGAAUCUGCUUCACAUGCUACAGAAGAAAGGGUUGGAGUGCUGCUUCUUAAUCUUGGAGGACCAGAGACACUUCAUGAUGUUCAACCAUUUUUGUUCAAUUUAUUUGCAGAUCCGGAUAUUAUACGUCUCCCUAGGGUCUUCCAGUUCCUCCAGCGGCCAUUGGCACAACUAAUUUCUGUGCUACGUGCUUCCAAAAGUAAAGAAGGAUAUGCUGCCAUAGGAGGUGGCUCACCUCUGCGAAAGAUAACAGAUGACCAGGCAAUUGCACUUAGAAACGCAUUGGAAGCAAAGGAAAUGCCUGUAAAUGUCUAUGUUGCAAUGCGAUAUUGGCACCCAUUUACUGAGGAUACUGUUCAGCAGAUUAAGAGGGACAGGAUUACAAAGCUUGUUGUGCUGCCACUUUAUCCGCAAUUUUCUAUCUCCACUACUGGGUCAAGCAUUCGUGUUCUGCAAAACAUCUUCAGGGAAGAUGCAUAUUUGUCAAGAAUGCCUGUUUCAAUUAUACAGUCCUGGUAUCAACGAGAAGGAUAUAUCAAGUCUAUGGCUGACUUGAUUGAAAAGGAGUUAGAGAUUUUCUCUACGCCUGAGGAGGUCAUGAUAUUCUUCAGUGCUCAUGGGGUUCCAGUCAGUUAUGUUGAGGAUGCAGGAGACCCAUACAGAGAUCAGAUGGAAGAGUGCAUUCACUUGAUAAUGCAAGAGUUGAAAUCAAGACAUAUCAACAAUGAUCAUACUCUUGCUUACCAGAGUCGCGUUGGGCCUGUACAAUGGUUGAAGCCCUACACUGACGAAGUACUUGUUGAGCUUGGCAAAAAAGGUGUGAAGAGUCUUUUGGCUGUUCCUGUAAGCUUUGUGAGUGAGCACAUAGAGACUCUUGAAGAGAUUGAUAUGGAGUACAAGCACUUGGCUCUUGAAUCUGGCAUUGAAAAUUGGGGCCGUGUUCCUGCCCUAGGUUGCACCACUUCCUUCAUUACAGAUAUGGCCGAUGCAGUUAUUGAAGUCCUACCUUCAGCCACAGCCAUGACAACCUCAAGUACUAAUUCUGAAGAAAGUGACUAUGAUCCAGUUGGUUAUGCUAUCAAAAUGUUUUUUGGCUCAAUCUUGGCAUUUGUUUUGCUCUUAUCACCAAAAAUGAUCAUGGCAUUUAGGAAUCAUGUCCUUUAAAGGUUAUUAAGAUAUUGAAAGCACUGCUGAUAUACAAAGCUAUAGUUACAGAGAAUAAUAGUUGAAAGUCAAGGCAUGGUAGUGGAGUCAUUGAAACUUUCUCCAAGGCUGCUCUUGGGAUUUUUCCAUUCCCAUUUUUUGUUCUUUUGUUUAUCUUGCUUUCGUUUGCUUUUCCAGGGAAAAGAAUAUCUUAAUGAGAUAUUUGAGAUUUUGAGAUGUUAUUUUUGUAAGUACAGAAUACUCUGAUCCGUAAAAGUUGCACUUCGGGCUCAUUUGGCCUUUGUAUUUUGGAAGUAUGCAAAUCUUUGAGAAGUUGAAUUGCAAGUCUAUAUGAUGUAAUGAAACAAGUUCAAUGAAGUAACCGUUAGUACCCAUGUUGGGUGAUUUGUUC